Cladophialophora immunda is the source of this 3594-nucleotide messenger RNA. RefSeq lists its product as uncharacterized. Bases 567 to 2984 code for a protein of 805 amino acids. The transcript has 5 exons. Gene Ontology annotation, cellular component: cytoplasm. NCBI's taxonomy places the organism in Eukaryota, Fungi, Ascomycota, Eurotiomycetes, Chaetothyriales, Herpotrichiellaceae. The record is from RefSeq and is a predicted model, not a curated record.
CGGCAACGCAUGUCUUGCAAACAACCACGGUUCGAACUGGCCCUUCCAUCUGCUGCAAGAAGCUGCAUUUCCGUCCGCUGCUACCCAGAAUAUCCAUAGCUGCGGGCUUUGGGCUCACUAACGUCCCCAAGCAUUGUCCAAGUCGCAAGUCCGGGCGAUGACACCUUCUCGUCGCCAUUUCAGCUUGGUGCUUAUCGUCGAAUUGGCGAUCGUUGUUCUCUUCAUCUUACCCUCAACCUCGUCCUCAUCCUCAUCCUCAUCCUAAUCGACUGCUCUCGUUCUCUCCUGGUCGCUCGUUUGUCUGCUCAAACUGUCCGAGCGGAGCGUCGUCUACUCUGCUCUGCUUCUGCUGUGAGACUUUCGCAGCCAAUUGUCACUUCGGAUAAAAGCUCCAUUGCACAUGCAUGUGCGUGCGGUCGUUACAUCCUACCGUUAAUUUUCACUUUGCGGUCAUCAUCAGCAGCACCCUCCGGUUACACCGCCGCCGAACUCCCUCCCUUGCACUGUCUCUCAGAUCUAUGAUUGACUGAUUAACGCCCUCAACUUCCAUCCCCCCCUCAGGAGCCAUGCCCUUCUUCAAAGAGCUACGCCGACGGUCAAAAGCGAGCUUCCGAACCUCCGAUUCUUCAACAGAAUCCAAUGGCACCGUUCCGACCGCAAAGUCGUCCUCUACUCUUAACUCCGCCCCCGGAAGCGCAACACCACCCUCUACAUAUCACGCCAAUGGCUCCUCUUACAAUGUGUUGGGCACGGUAAAGACAAAUGGCGACACUCCGCCUCCGGUACCUCAGAGACCUAAUGUGACGGUACCGAAUUCCAACAGAAACAGUAUGAUAACGCUGUCCCCUUCCGGCUCGAAUGGGACAAUACGAGUUCCUCCACCGACCUCUGCAUAUGCGCCUAAAAUCACUUCAGUCAUGGAUAAUUCGGUGGUCUACCAUAAAGUACUGUUGGUCAAUGGAGAAAUUGGCGAUCCUAAUCAGAAACCCAUGGAUGGCAAUCUGACAGUCCAUCACGACAAGGAAGGACAGGCAUUCCCUCCCACGAACUGGCCUGUGUCCGACUCAUACUUCAAAGCGCUGGUCUACCUCUCGCCUGGCUGGAACAGAAUCCGUUUUGACUUUACCUCGCCGAAAUUGAGCCAUCACAGCACGGGAUCCACGCCGACGAUGCACUCUUCCUAUAUGAUGCUGAACUACCUGCCGUUGAAUAGCGCACCGCCUCUGCAGCUUGUCAUCCUAGUCGGAAGGGAUUCACCCUGUACAUAUGACGCUGCCCCCCAGAGAAUACAAAAUGAGGGCAAUGAUCUGUCCAUGGCCGUCAGAAAAUUUCGAAUGGCCGCUCACCUGUGGCAGACAUUUACCGCAGAACAGAUGUAUCGACACAAAUUCGGUCGCAGAUGUUUCAGAUUCGAGGAAGAAUGGCAGACCGGCACACUUUCCAUGAGAGAUUGGGAAAUGGGAAUCAUGAAAAAUGAAACUAGGAUUCAUGUCGUCCGGGCGGACAAGACUACCGCGGAAUUGCAGGAUCUGCAGUAUGCGCAGCAACACUCGCCAGCAGCCAAGAAAGGAGAGCUUUACUCAAUUGCAGCGGAUGCUGUCAAGAAGUAUUUCAACAUGAGGCCAGGUCAGAAGCAGUAUGUGGCUUGUCUCCUUCUUGACGCCCACUGGGAUCCAGAAGUCGGAACAAUCAGGGGCCAUGCUGCUCUCGGCGGUACUGGAGAUGAACUUGGCUUAGCCAUUUUCGGUUCACAUGCUCUUCAGAGCUAUCCCUCUUGUAUCGAGGAAGUGGUGCCAGCCUUCAUGGAUUGCACACGGACAGACACCAAGUACGUGGCCAACGAUUGCAAUGAAUCCGGGAGCAGCUGGGAAGCUGCAAACAUUGGUAUUGGCGCACAUCUGCACGAGGUCGGCCAUCUUUUCGGCUGUCCGCACCAGGAAAACGGAGUCAUGCUCAGGGACUAUGUACGGUUGAACCGCACAUUCUUGGUCAAGGAACCAUACUCGACGAGAACGAAGUCCCAAGGUCUCAAGGUCUGUCGUCAAGAAGACGAGUGCGGUUGGCAUCGGUUAGACGUGCUCCGAUUCCGGUAUCAUCCCUGCUUCAGACUUCCGAGCGAUGAACCUCUGCCACAAGACGACAGCAUACAAUACUUUCCAGUCGGCAACGGGCGCGUGAUCUGUUCUGCUCCCUCAGGGAUUUCAUUCAUUGAGAUACGGACCGAAGGAGACGAGCUGUGCAGGCAAUGGAUCGACUUUACCAAUGCUGAUCCCCGACACAGUGCAACUCCCAGACAAAUCACGGUGGCAGAGGCAGACAUCCGCGGACGUCUACCCGAAGACAAGAAGAAGGUCAAGUUGUCUUUGACGAUCUUCUGUGGUAGUUCCCGGAGUGAAAAGAUCGAAGAUCUAGAUGACCUCUUGUCGAAGAAAUACAUUGUGAGCCUGCCACAUGUCAAGCAGGCACCGAAGCGUGAUGAAGGCUUGACAAUGAACGCGUUGAACAAUGUUGUAGGACUGGGCAAAUCCUUCGACUCACGACUCGGAUUUCGAAGCAAGAAGCUCGGACACUCCCAGCUGGAAGGUUCGAAGCCAGAAGAGCUGAUCCUAGAAAGCGUUCAUCUUCAGACAAAGCUUUUGACUUCGGUCAAAUUUUAUCAUGGCUAUGCGCUGGACGGCAUUGAAUUCUGUUAUGAAGAUGGCCAUAGUCAACUAUUCGGCAAGAGGGGUGGCAAACCCGGCGGUGACGAAUUCUUCCUUGAUACGCGGCGCGGCGAAACCAUUCUCGGCUUUUAUGUGCGUGCCGGGCUCUGGAUCGACGGUGUUGAGAUUCUGACAAGCACUGGCCGAAGAUCGGGUGUGUUUGGGAAUGCAACUGGAGGAUCAGGACAUACUUUGAUGGCGCCCCGGGGAUACAGUCUUGCCGGGAUUUCGGGAAGUUGUGGGCCGUGGAUAGACGGCUUCCAGAUUAUCAUCACACGCUAAUGUCACCUUGGAGACGAUUGCGCAUUGAUGACGAACACAACUACAUACAAUACCCUCCGACGGACGUCGACUUGUAUGAUUUCGGAAUGGAAAUGUCCCACACUUGCAACGGGCGAUAAUCGUUUUGAAUGGCUUGGCGAUUAGUCGAUAUUGGUUCAUUUCGACAUUAUACGGGAUAUUAAUGUUGCUUCACGCCUUGUACGGAACAAAACCAUCGGGAGGGACACAGUUAGCCAGGCAUACGACGACGGCAAAAGAAUACACAUACAAAAGGACAACGGGGGACUAUUUUACAAUAAUGAAGAGGUACGAUUUCCACCGGUUGGAGACAAUCUCGACAGCGAUUAGAGAACAGCCAUGUCAGCAGAAAUCCGCCCAGGCCACAAGAUAUUGUGUCGGGGGGGAUGUACGCAUUUGCAGCCUCUGAAGCAAGUUGCAGAUGGCAGGGCACUCCGACGGACCAGGAGAGAUCCGACUGGAAGGUGCCCUGUGCCUUCUACUCAUGAGCUACUGGCGGAUGAGCCAAGUUGAGCACCGACUCCUGGCCUGAUUCUGCUUCAUAAUAGACAUUAAUGGGAAUUCUAAUUAAUGGCUUGGUAGUGGUAUCCUU